UCACUUCUUUGGGCAUGAGGUAUGUAGCUAGCUCUCCAAGCGAGGUCUAAUAUACUCUUACGUCAACGUGGCAUGGCCGAGUGUAUAUUUAGACACUGACAGUAAAUAUAUACAUGUGUCUCCUAUUCCCAGUAGCCCCAAGCGACACAUCAUGGUUCCCCCCCUUCGUUACUUCUUCCCGUAGCUACCUGCGCCAGUCUUGCACUAGCAGCAUCAUGCGUACGUGGUUGGUUGGGGCGUUGACGGGCAUAUUCGCGGCCGUGGUGGUGCAAGGUCAUUCGUGGAUCGAAUGCUCCAACUACGUGAUUCAAUCGGACGCCGACAAGAACUAUUACAAUCCGAAAAACUGCGUCGGGUUCCCUCGAUGUGCCGCUGCCCGCGGCGACGUGUUUGGGUUCGAGGGACCGUUGCAGUACCAGCAAACGACCAAGUCGUGCCAGUGCAGCCGCGACGCGUCUAAUGCGUACACGGCGGCCAAUCCCAAGGCCAAAUACACGCCCGGACAGCGGGUGUGUCUGGCGUAUCCGGCCAAGAACCACGUGGCCGACUCGUGUACAAACCAGUACAUUCCCGACUCGGGGAUGCGCAUCUACCGGUCCGACAAGGGCGAGACGGCCGACCCCGCCUUGUUCAAGUGGCCGCACGAGUACAACCACCUCAACGGCGUCCACGUCAACGGCGUGAUCGACUACAAGGGAUUCCAGAACUGCCCCAAGUUUUGCGAGCAAAAGGACAAGGCGCUGUGCACCGUGUGCUUUGACCUGGAGCCAGAUCUGGCCGUCGGCGCAUACUCGUUUCACUGGGAGUGGUCGUUCAACCCAGGGCAAGACCGGUACGUGAGCUGCUGGGAAGUGGACGUCGUGACCGGAUCCGCCCCUUCCCCGUCCGUGACCCCCAACAGCAACACAUCUCCAACUUCGCCACCAUCUAAAAACAACUACCCGAAAGGCGGCGGCGACGAACUUGAAUGCGACGAAUAGUAGAUCAGUGAGCAUAAUGCCGAUGGAUACAUACAUGGACGUGAAGUGCGUGAACACUCUUUCCCUA
Aphanomyces astaci is the source of this 1047-nucleotide messenger RNA. RefSeq lists its product as hypothetical. NCBI's taxonomy places the organism in Eukaryota, Oomycota, Saprolegniomycetes, Saprolegniales, Verrucalvaceae. The transcript has 3 exons. The record is from RefSeq and is a predicted model, not a curated record. The coding region runs from base 114 to 980 and encodes 288 amino acids.